Messenger RNA from Panicum virgatum (switchgrass), 930 nucleotides. RefSeq lists its product as uncharacterized. NCBI's taxonomy places the organism in Eukaryota, Viridiplantae, Streptophyta, Magnoliopsida, Poales, Poaceae. The transcript is spliced from 2 exons. Bases 1 to 930 code for a protein of 309 amino acids. The record is from RefSeq and is a predicted model, not a curated record.
AUGGCGAUGAGGUAUAUUAAGCUUUCAAACUGUGGAACGGCUGCUAGUCAGGGGAGAGAUGCUGAUGAUGUUGAGAUAGCUGCAACAAUUCUCGUUGUUGGGACAAAACGUCGAUGGGGAGGUUCAACACCGGGUCACAAGACAUACAAGCGCGACCGUGAAGGUGCUAACAAAAUAUUGAAUGCUGAAUAUUUUGUUGAACAUCCAAUUUACAACCCAGAUCAUUUCCGCCAGAGGUACCGAAUGCGGGAGAGUUUGUUCCUUUGGAUUGUCGAUAAGGUUACUGAAGCGGACUCCUACUUCAAACAAAAACGAAAUUGUGCUGGUCAGCGAGGAUUUUCCCCCAUCCACAAAUGCACGAUUGCAAUUAGAAUGCUAGCUUAUGGUAGCAUUGCUGAUUCAUUGGAUGAGUAUCUUCAGAUGGGUGAGAGCAAUGUAUUGGAGACAUUGAAGUGUUUUGUCAGAACAAUAGCAAAUGUUUUUGGGGAAGAAUGGAUUAGGCCACCAACAGAACUGGAGUUACAACAUAUACUAAAGGUUAAUGAGGCAAGAGGAUUUCCUGGAAUGGUUGGCAGCAUAGACUGUAUGCAUUGGGAGUGGUCUAGUUGCCCCACUGCUUUGCACGGGAUGUACAAGGGCCACAAAGGGAAGCCAACUAUGAUUCUAGAGGCUGUGGUGACUAAGGACCUCAGGUUUUGGCAUGCAUACUUUGGAUUACCUGGAUCCCAUAAUGAUAUUAAUGUGCUGCAGCGAUCACCGGUUUUUGAUGAUUUAGCUAAUGGCAGAGCACCUCCGGUUGAGUUCAAUGUGAAUGACAACAUUUACAAUAUUGGUUAUUACCUAGCUGAUGGGAUAUAUCCAGAUUGGGCUACCUUAAUCAAGACAAUUAGUGCACCCAUAAGUAACAAGCACAAGGUGUAUGCAGAGUGA